Molecule: messenger RNA, 2500 nt
Organism: Saccostrea cuccullata (small rock oyster)
Lineage: Eukaryota; Metazoa; Mollusca; Bivalvia; Ostreida; Ostreidae
Product: galanin receptor type 1-like
Exons: 5
Coding region: 1281-2462 (393 amino acids)
Biological process (GO): G protein-coupled receptor signaling pathway
Cellular component (GO): plasma membrane
Molecular function (GO): G protein-coupled receptor activity
Source: RefSeq, a predicted model, not a curated record
GAUUGCACACAGUGUGAAGUGCAGGUUUAACUUCUGCAGACUGUUUAAAGUUAUAAAAUUCACUGAUUUCGUGCCAGAUGUGGGGAUUGUCUGCCUAAAGGGCAAGAAAACAUCGGAACGAAUUUUUAAAGUUCCAAAUUUCUGAUGGACAAUUAAUUACCUUCCUGCUCUACUGUCUCGUGCACGGUGCAUUCCUUGAGAUAACGCGCCAACUUCGUGAUAUUGGAUCCACCACCCUGAUAUGGACAGUGACAAGGGAAUCGUGGGCCAGCCCUUGCCCCUGGCGUUAAAAAUAUAAAUGAUCGUCAAAAAUCCUUGUAUGCUCUGAACGUUGCGGAUUUUUUUCUAAAUUUUCAUUUGAAACGGAGGAAUUUGGGAAUUCAAGUUUUAUCACCGAUUUUUAUGUUUUUUUUAAGAAAUCGUGACGCAGUCUUGUUUUAAUUAUUCCGUUUUCGAUAAACUCUCCUUCACCCAAUAGAUAGCAUUUAAAGAUACACUGAAAUUAUUGAAUUCGCACCUGCCACUCCAAUGAACAAAGUUGAAACGUCAGACCGCCAUGUUCUAGGACAGUAGGGAAACAUUCCCGUCUUAUUAUUAGAUUUUGUUCUUCAACUGGGAACAACUUCUUCAAGAGACGUGUGGUGCUUUUAUUGAGAAAGAGAGGGUAAAGGAGGAAAAAACUGUCAUAUGAAAUAGAACCGUGUGUGCUUAGCAGUCUUGCGAGGAACCACAGUGUGUUAUUCAUAACAGCAGAACCAGUUAUGUAACUUUUUCUCACAAAAAGGAACUCUUAGCAUAACGUUUCGAUUUAUUUGAUUUUUGCGUUUUGUCGAUAAGAGGAAAGCUGUGCAGUGGUAUCUCGUGCUUUUGCAUUGGACUUAUAUUACUUGGAGCAAUGUGGAGAUGUGAAUUUCCAAUUUUUAAGAUUCAUUGAAUUUUCUGAGGGAAAAUAGAUUUUUCAGCAUGCGUAAUUCUCUGAGAGACUGCUUCUUGUCCUUGUGAAGAAUUUGAAAAAAAAAUCCAAAAAUCACGAUUUUGUGAACUUCAUCAUCAACAUCGUUCAAGCAGGGAGGCAGAGAUAAGAGUAAGAAUUCAGAACAGAAAAAGACGGGUUUUCCAGUGUAAGGAACUUCAGAUAUCAGAAAUAAGGAUCGGAGAAUUUUCCAAAUGAAAGGAAAUUAUCUGAUAUAACAGCGCGAGGAGGGAAAGAAAUGUACGGAAGACUUUGCUCGAGUUGAGGACAACAACUUUAACGUGUCUUAUUUUUCCAAACAGUGAAAAUGGCGGGAAAUCUAACGAAUGGAUGGACAAACAUGUCCCAAAAUUUCAAUGUACACGUGUUUUGUAACGCGACAGAGGCCCCUGAUUACUUUUCUACCCCCUUCACGGUGUUUAUCAUAGUGUGGCUUGUAAGCAUUCUGUUGGCGGACCUGAUAGGAAACACGCUGGUCAUCAUCGUCAUUAUCAAAAACCCGGUCAUGCGCGAUCCGUCCCAGACAACAAACUACUUCCUGUUAAACUUGGCUAUUGCUGACCUACUUGUGGUCCUAGUAAUACCCUUCUCAAUUCAUUCAGUUUACGUGGAAUGCUGGGAUAUGCCGCUCUUUUUGUGCAAAGUUAACUCGUUCCUGGUAACACUGUCAUUAUUAACUUCUAUUCAUACUCUCAUGUAUAUCAGUAUUCACAAAUUUAUCAGCGUUCGACGAGUGGCAGUUAACAAUGACUUUAACACCCCCGUUACACGACGAACUUGUUUUAUUCUGAUUGGUGCAGCCUGGAUUUAUGCCAUUGUAUUCAGCAUCUUAACCCUCAUUUCUGACCCUAUAUUCAAGGAGAAAACUCUACAGUGUGGGCCCAAAUAUCCCAUUUAUGGACAACUAAGUUUUUAUUUACACAUUGCUAACCAAAUUGGGAACCUUUUCAUUCCGUUGGCUAUAUUGGUAUUCUGUUAUAUUCGGAUAUUCAUAUAUAUUAGACACCAUGCUAAUAUUCAGCGCCGAAUGUCCUUGACCCCUACGGAUGCUGGUGAGAGAGGUGUUACCUUGACCCUGGUGAUCGUCCUUGCGUGUUUUAUGUUGUGCUGGUUACCGUAUACUGUGUAUACCAAUUAUGCAGCCCUUGUAGAGGACAAGAAAAACGACAUUCCAUUUUAUCUCAAUCCUUUGGCGUAUUGUUUCGGCUUUAUGAACAGUGCCUGUAACCCUGUGAUCUAUGCGUGGCGGAUCCCUAAGUUUCGUCAAGGCUACAAAGACAUCUUCAACAAGACCAAGUACAUCGUUACCAUUGUUGACGGAGGUCGUAGAGUCAAACGCGCAGUCUCUGUCAGUGUAAUUGAAAGCGAGGCUGUUCGACGGAUGUCCAAUCAAAGAACAUCCUUAAGCGACAUCCGAAUUCCCUCCAGCUGUCGAACAUCGUUGACAGAGUUUGGUAAAAACUCACCAGCACUGAAUAGUCAGAUCUAGAUCAGUUACGAUGAAAUAUGGAAAUAUAGAGGCCGGGU